Anopheles coluzzii is the source of this 1345-nucleotide messenger RNA. RefSeq lists its product as uncharacterized. Lineage: Eukaryota; Metazoa; Arthropoda; Insecta; Diptera; Culicidae. The record is from RefSeq and is a predicted model, not a curated record. The transcript has 2 exons. Bases 77 to 985 code for a protein of 302 amino acids.
ACGCUUUGACAGCUAAUCGUUCUGUUUUGUUGGUAAACAAAGCCCAAGCCCUUUGGGAGUGCUCGCAUACGCGAUCAUGGCCGAUUUGCGUCUGUUUUCGCGUAGCUUUAUUACCGAAUUUAUAAGACUGUACAAAAGCUUUCCCUGCCUGUGGAAGGUAGGCUCGCGGGAGUACUCGGAUCGUGCGAAAAGGGAGCAAGCGUACGAUGCACUGGUCGCCAAGUACCGGGAGGUGGACCGGAUGGCAACGCGGGACGAGGUGAAGAAGAAGCUGUACGGUCUUCGGUCGAGCUAUCGGCGCGAGAUGGCCAAGCUGAAAAACUCGAUCCGCACCGGUACCACCCUGGACGAUGUGUACAAGCCGACGCUGUGGUACUUCUAUCUGUUUGACUUUCUGUCCGAGCACGAGACGCUGAAGGAACCGACGAGCACUACCGACGACUAUCAGGAUGUGUUGAAGGAUGAGGAACAGGAAUACGACGACAGUGAGGAAGCUCUGGAGCAAGGCGAAGAGACGCCCCACUAUCAUGACGAUGCUGGGAACGAUCUUGACGAGAUUGAGCCUGGGGAGGAUGAUAUUAUCGCGGAAGGCGAUGAUCCCUUUAGCUCCGAUACGCCUGCCCGCUACACAUCACCCGCACCGGAUCGACCCGAACCCUCCGUACCGGGUGCAUCAUCGUCCUCCAAAAGGGUAAAUCGGUCCCCGUCGAAAAAGCGUAAACUACCCACAACCCCCCCUGCCGAACGGAUCGAGUAUUUGGAGCGGAUCGAACCAAUCGAUCAUGCCGACGCGACGCUACAACCACCGUCCGACCACCCAGAGGAUCAGUUCGAUGUGUACGGGAAGCUGAUCGCGCACAAGCUGCGCUCGUUCAACCGGCUGCAGGCCACCUUUUCCCAGCGGCUCAUCAACGAGGUGCUGUUCGAGGGCGAGAUGGGAUUUUUGAAUAGGAAUUGUAAAAUUGUCGAUAUGGGCAGUCCGUGAGUCUGGAGGGAGAGAGCGAGAGAGCAGAAGAAAGUGGAGUACUGCAUCGUUAGAUAGAAUAUUAAGCACAGUGCGAGUCGAGGGAGCUUGAGGAGUUAAUCGAACACAAAAUAUGUCUUUGUGGCGUAUUUUUAAAUUAUUAUUAGUUACCUGCGCCCUUUUAUUACAUUCUGUAUCUGUGAGUGAUGUAUCUUUUAUCUUAUCUUUUAACCAUAUAAAACGGCCCGCUAGUUAAAGAAAUUAGUGUUCUCAGGUCGCGGAGAUCAAAAAUAGAUUAAAUUAUCAUGAAAAAAUCACGCGAAGCAAACGAACACAGAAAUGCGUGAGCUUUUUUGUAUAUAAAAUUUAUUAAGAAACUGA